Molecule: messenger RNA, 3244 nt
Organism: Gasterosteus aculeatus aculeatus (three-spined stickleback)
Lineage: Eukaryota; Metazoa; Chordata; Actinopteri; Perciformes; Gasterosteidae
Product: G-protein coupled receptor family C group 6 member A
Biological process (GO): G protein-coupled receptor signaling pathway
Cellular component (GO): plasma membrane
Molecular function (GO): G protein-coupled receptor activity
Source: RefSeq, a predicted model, not a curated record
AUCGUUUUGAUUUGAUCAAUUUCCUUGGUCCAGGGAUUAAAAAUAGAGCAGCCGCUCUGCAGCUGAGCAGAGGGAAUCCCCGCCAGGAAGAAGCUCUGCUGAGAAAUGAGUCACUUGCUACUCCGUACUCAACUCAAUUUCUCCCAGUUCCACUUGGCAACAGGUUCCUUCACCGUGUCGAGCUCCGCCACGCGCAGGAGAAGUGCUUGUUUUCCCCCCAUACGGCCUGCAGGAUGCAGAUGCGUGGUCUCCCGCGCCGCUUCUUCUGGGCCCUGAUGCUCGUGAGCGGCUUCCCGGCUCUUGUGGAUGGAUGUGACUUUGCUGAGUCGGUCUGCGGCGCCGAGGCUCCCGGGGACGUGGUGAUUGGCAUUUUGUUGCCAUGUCAUCGAAAAGUGAAGGAUCACGUGCGGAUCAGACCUGGAGACUACCACUGCUCAGACUUUAAUCUGGAGUCAUUUCUCAAAUCCUUGGCUACCAUCCAUGAAAUUGAGGCCAUAAAUGCAGCUGGCUUCCUGCCAGGGCUGCGUCUUGGAUAUUUGAUGUGUGACACGUGUGCCUCUGCGAGCAAGGCGUUGCAGGGUGUGGGCCACAUGCUCCAAGUCAACGGCUCUCUGAAUGUGAUCUGUGACUACAGCGACUUCAGGCCCACCGUCAAGAUUGUUUUGGGAGCUCUGUACUCUGAGGUGUCCAUCGCUGUGGCCAGACUGAUGAAUGUGUACAUGGUCCCUCUGCUGAGCAGCACAUCAUCCGCACCAGACCUGAGCAAUAAACAGCGCUACCCGUCUUUCCUGCGCACCGUUCCCAGUGAUGAACACCAGACCAGAGCAGUGGCCAGAAUGAUGCAUCACUUCGGCUGGAACUGGGUCGGGGUCGUGUACGGUGACGACGCGUACGGCAGCGAAGCUUUUCACAGCUUCCUCGGGAACGCCGAGGCUAAUGACGUGUGUUUGGCCUACCAGGAGGUCUUGCCUCAUUACCUCGACGAUUCGCUCAGCCUGCAGAGUGUCAAGCGAGUCGCCAAGGUGAUCCGCUCCUCCGGCGCCCAGGUGGUGCUGCUCAUCCUUAAAGCAGAACUGGUGGAGCUCCUCUUUAAGGAAAUGAUUGGGACCAACACAUCAAGGAUCUGGAUUUCCACCGAUACCUGGACCAAGAGUAAGUUCCUCUCCGAAAUGAAGGGUAUCAAUGAGGUUGGGGACAUCUUGGGCUUCACGUUUGUGUCUGAAGAGAGCGAACCCUUCAACAACUAUCUCAAGAAUCUGACAGCAACCCCGGGGGGCUACAACCGCUUCAUCGAAGAAUACAAGAACCUGAGAUUCAACUGCAGCUCAGAAUGUUUCUCAACGAAGCCUCCGUCCUACUGUCCCACACCCGAUCUGCUGACAAUGAAGUCCGCCAGCGCGUGCAAAUUCACAGAUCCCCAAGUGCAAAAUGAUGACUAUCUGGUCAGGGCUCUGGAUACGGGGGAAACCUUCCUUUACAGAGCAGCAGUGUGGGCCACUGCAAAUGCUCUGAAGAAACUACUGAAGUGCAACAGCUCCUCGUGCUCGGGAGACAUUAACUUCCCCCCAUGGAAGCUUCUUGAAGAACUCAAGAAAGUUGAGUUUGAAUUUGAGAACCACUAUAUCAACUUUGACAAAAAUGGUGAUUUUUUAAGUUAUUACAACCUUAUCAUGUGGGAACGUGAUGGACAUUCCAGACGAUUUCAAAAUAUCGGAAAAUACCAGGUCCUUGAUAAAGAAAUUGAGGUUGAUAAAAACUUCACCUGGUUUUCAACAGCCAAUACCACGAUUCCUCCAUACAGAUGCUCAGACCACUGCGCCCCCGGCUCGGUGAAAAAGAUCCUCAACGUAUCCUGCUGUUACAACUGCACGCUUUGUGUGGAGGGGACCUUCUCAGACGCUCCGGAUCUUGCCACCUGCAAAGCGUGUCCCAAUGGAACCUGGGCUCUCAAAGGAUGGACCCAGUGUGGGCCAAGAUCUGAGUCCUACCUGCGAUGGACAGAAGCUCAUCCCAUCAUCAUGAUUGCAGCCGCAGUGUUUGGCAUCUUGCUCUUAUUUGUUACCGCCGUUAUCUUUUUGGUGUACAGAGAUUCCCCACCCAUGAAAAGGGCCGAGGUGAGAUUGUCUUGCGUCAUGAUGGUCGGUUUGUCGGUGAGCUUCGCGAGCGUGAUAUGCUUCAUGGGCAAGCCCAAUAUACACCUGUGCAGAGCCCGUCAGUUACUGUAUGCCCUGGGCUUCACCCUGUGUGUGUCCUGCAUCCUAGUCAAGGCCUACCGUACCUUCCUGGCUUUUCUUCCCUUCGGUCAGCUGACAUGCGGGCGCCUACACAAACUCUACAAGCCAGCCGCACUCGUCAUCGGCCUAACUGCUCUCCAGGGGGUCAUCUGUCUUCUCUGGCUCAUCUUGGACUCCCCUGAUAUUGAUCCCACGCCUCCGUCCCCACAAAGCAUGAUCAUACUAAUCCAGUGUAGCGAAGGUGCAACACACAUAGGUUUUGGCGUUAUGUUGGUCUACAUAGCGCUGCUGGCACUGGUUGGCUUCUUCUUGGCCGCCAAGGGCAGGAAGGUUCCGCAGGAGUUCAGUGAAACGGGCUACAUCAUCUUCAGCAUGCUGAUGUACUUGUUCGUAUGGGUGUGUUUUAUCCCAGUCUAUAUCACCAACCAUGAAAACGCGGCUAUUGUGCAGGCUACGGCCAUUCUGGUGUCCACCUACGGUGUCAUCUUCUGCCAUUUCUUACCCAAGUGCUACGAAGCACUUCGAGGGUCGAAGGCGGAUACACUGGAAUGUGUUCUGAGGAGAUGGCGAGGCGUCUCCUUCCCAAAACCUGAUCCGGCGAUACGCACAGAGAGCGAUGUCCCAGAACUGGGCUUACCCACCGUGAGGGGUAACAGGUUUUCCAUAACAAGCACAACAACUAUGUUGACAACCACAGGGACGCUCAAGCAUGCAGAUUCAAAAGUGUUCAUGAAGCAGAUGUCCUAUCGCAAGAUUCAUGCCUGUAUGAACAAACUGAGGAGACGUAGGAGUGUAUCCAUCUAAAACUGGUUCUGGAAAUUUGGUAUAUACUGUUCUAUAGUGGUAUAUCAUUAUUCAAGUUGUAACUUUUUAAAGACAAUAUUUUGUCAUUUUGCUGUUAAUCCAAGCUAAAAAAGGUGUUUUGCUCGAAGCUGUUGAUUUCUUCAUUGUACAAACAACCGAAAAGCACUCUAUUGUAUGCAACUAAAAGCAAUAUUAAAUGAAAAAUG